GUAAGCUACAGUUCUCUGUUUACUAAUUGCAAUUAUCCUUCGACUUCAGAAAUAUUUCACAAACGGUAACAAUACUCAUACAGCUUCAAUAAAUUUGGGACUGAAAACGAGAAAAAAUUGCCGCUGUUGCUAUAAAUCUCCAAUUCUUUAUUUCAAGUUUGUAGAUAUUUGAUGACAAUGAAUUCUCUGAUCACUACUUAAAUAGAAAUUUACUUUUGAACUAAUGAAUGAAUGGAGAAUUUUUGGUAUCGCUAACUUCCUUGUCCAUAUCAACAUUUCACUAGUUAGUAAAUGCUGUUAAUUUCGAAUUUGCAUUUUGGAGACCCUAGGUUAAUUUUGAAGUGUGUCCUGUUUGCGAAAACAGAUUCAGAGUCAUCACAUUUUCCACCAUCAAGAGGACUAAGUUAAACCCUUCCAAUAUCUACACUUCUCUGCUGCAACAUGCGAUAUAUCUUGGAUGGAAUCUAGCAUCGCUAAAUAGAAAAGGAUAAUUUCUUCUGUAGAUGUGCACUAUAUUGUAUUAUUAUUUAUUGCUGUUCUUCAGUAUUUAUUUGUGACUUAGGAAUUGGGCAUUUUUCUGAGCGAAAAAAAAAGACGGGUGGGGCAUAAUGGAGAAGCUUAAUAUAUGCAUAAUGGAGAAGCUGGUGACCGAUGAAUUUUGUAGUCAAAAAUUUGCGCACCAGCAAAAUAUGAAGACACGUUUGUUGUUUCAUACAAAAGAUAAACCAUAUACAUGUGACAUAUGCAGUAAAGGUUUUACACAUCAGUCUAAUUUAAACACUCAUUUACUGAUACAUUCCAAAGAAAAGCGGCUUGCAUGCGACAUCUGCAAUAAAUCAUUCUAUCGGCAACUUCAUUUGUCAUCACAUUUACGGACGCAUACAAAAGAGAAACCAUUUGCCUGUGAGACUUGCAAAAAAGCAUUUUCAGAGAAACAGACUUUAAAAAGACAUUUAAAGACGCAUACGAAUGAGAGGCCAUUUGUAUGCGACAUGUGUAACAGAGCCUUUUCUGAAAAGUGGUGUUUACGGGAUCACUUACGGACGCAUACGAAAACAAAAUCGUUUGCAUGCCACAUUUGCAAUCGGGCAUUUUCUCAUAAUCUGAUUUUAAAAAAACAUUUACGUACUCAUACGAAUGAGAAACCUUACGCAUGCGACAUUUGUAAUAAAACUUUUUCUCAGAAACCAAAUUUAAAAACGCAUUUACUGACUCAUACAAAAGAGAAACCGUUUCCAUGUGAUAUUUGUAAUAAAGCAUUUUCUCAAUUACGAAGUUUAAAAGUGCAUUUACUGACUCACACAAAAGAGAAACCAUAUACAUGUGACAUAUGCAGCAAGGCCUUUACUCAGCAUCAUUAUUUGAAAGUGCAUUUACGGACCCAUGUGGAACAAAGGCCAUAUACAUGCGACGUUUGUAAUAAAGCAUUUUGUACAAAAUCUCAUUUAAAGAAUCAUUUAAUGACUCAUACGGAAAAAAAACAGUUUGUAUGUGACAUUUGCAAUAAAGCAUUUGCUGUGCAAUAUUAUUUAAAGGCACAUUUACGAACACAUACCAAUGAAAAACCGUUUGCUUGCGAUAUCUGCAAUAAAGCAUUUUCUCAGCAACCACAUUUAAUGUCACAUUUACGGACACAUACGAAAGAGAAACCGUUUGCAUGCGAUAUUUGCUAUAAUGCAUUUUCUGAGAUUCAGGGUUUAAAAAAACAUUUGCGGACACAUACAAAGGAGAAACCGUAUGCAUGUGAAAUGUGUAAUAAAGCAUUUUCACAGCGAUCGAAUUUAAACAAACACUUAAAAACGCAUAUGAAAAAUAAACCUUAUGUUUGUAAUAAAACAUUUUCUCUGAAUGGGAGUUUGAAAACCCAUUUAUUGACUCAUACAAAAGAGGAACCUUCCACUGCCGAUGUUUCGGAUAAAACUUAUUUUCUGCAACAAAAUCUAGACAUUUUUACAGACACUAGCAAAACGAGAAUAGUUUGCACAUGACAUGUAUUGUAAAACAUUUUUCUGAUAAUUCAUGUUGACAUGUGAGUGAAAAGCCAUUGGUAUGAGGCAUUUGUAAUGAAGCAAUAUCGCUUGGAAUUCUUUUGAAAAUGCUUUUGAGGCACAUGCACAAAAAAAUUAUUCGCAUACGACAUACAUAGUAAAAAAUUUUCUUCUCCAUCAUCUGUAAAGACGCAUAUGCUGAAGUACUGUUGAAAGUGAAGAAAUCCUAUACCUGUGAUAUGUAGUAAACGUUUUGUCAAUAAGAACAUCUCAACAGAUAUUUACUGAUGUAUGUAAAAAAGAUACAGAGUGUUCGUAACAAAUGUAGUUUAAGACUUUUCAAAGUAAUUUGUACAGAACUUU
Argiope bruennichi is the source of this 2351-nucleotide messenger RNA. Its product is annotated as gastrula zinc finger protein XlCGF57.1-like. Gene Ontology annotation, molecular function: RNA polymerase II cis-regulatory region sequence-specific DNA binding; DNA-binding transcription factor activity. The record is from RefSeq and is a predicted model, not a curated record. Gene Ontology annotation, biological process: regulation of transcription by RNA polymerase II. The transcript has 3 exons. NCBI's taxonomy places the organism in Eukaryota, Metazoa, Arthropoda, Arachnida, Araneae, Araneidae. The coding region runs from base 609 to 1988 and encodes 459 amino acids.